AUGAACGGCCAUGCUACGCCUCCUUUGGACAUCUUAAUCACCAACAGCACCAAGGCAACCAGAGCCCACAAAACUGGGAAAGCCAUGCAGGGAGCUGGUACCGCCUCAGUGCCCCAGGCGGAGGCAGCUCCGCCCACUAAAACCAAGAGCAUUGCUGGGGUGUACGUGGAGACCUCUGGGCAGACCCUGAGUCUCUACGCAGCCAUGAAGCAGGGCCUGCUGCCCUCUGGCCUUGGGCUGGCUCUGCUGGAGGCCCAGGCAGCCACUGGAGGUCUGGUGGACCCAGCCCAAGGCCAGAUGCUCCCCGUUUCCGAGGCCCUGCGCCAAGGGCUGGUGGGUCUGGAGCUGAAGGAGAAGCUGCUGUCUGCUGAGCGUGCGGUCACUGGAUACCCAGACCCCUAUGGGGGUGGGAAGCUACCUCUCUUCCAGGCUAUCGGGAAGGAGGUCGUGGACAAAGUGCUGGGAAGGAGCUGGCUGGAGGCUCAGCUGGCCACUGGGGGCCUGGUGGACCCCGCCAGGGGCGUGCGCGUGGCCCCGGAGCCCGCCUGCCAGCAGGGCCUCCUAGACCGGGAGAUGUGGCACAGUCUGGAGGCACAGGAACCUGGGUUGGACACCGUGGGCUUCUGUGACCCCAACACGCUGGAGAAGCUGUCGUACCGGGCACUACUGGACAGAUGCGUGGAGGCCUCCAGCACGGGGCUGCCCCUGCUGUCCUUGAAGACCACUUUCCGUACCCUGUGCGGCGCCGUCAGCGUAGCUGAGCUACUGGAGGCAGGGAUCCUGGAUGAGGAGACAGCCUGCAGCCUGAGGGAGGGCCAGCUAGCUGUGCCAGAUGUGAGCGCCCGAGUGGACGUGAAGCGUUAUCUGGAGGGCACCGGUGGUGUGGCGGGCGUGGUCUUGCUGCCCACCGGCUGCAAGAAAAGCUUCAGCCAGGCCGCCACCCAACACCUGCUUCCUCUGGGUGCUGCGCUACCACUCCUGGAGGCCCAAGCCGCCACCCGCACCCUGGUGGACCUGGCCACUGGCCGGCAGAUGUGGGUGGAUGAGGCCGUCCGGGCUGGCCUGGUUGGACCCGAGCUCCAUGGUCAGCUACAGGUGGCAGAGCAGGCAGUGACGGGUUUCCCCGACCCCUUCAGUGGCUCGCGUGUCUCUGUGUUCCAGGCCAUGAAGAAGGGGCUGGUGGAUAAGCCACUGGCAUGGAGACUGCUGGAUGCCCAGCUGGCCACGGGGGGCCUGGUGUGCCCGGCCCGCAGGCUUAGGCUGCCCCUGGAGGCCGCUGUCCGCUUCGGCUGCCUGGACAAUGAGACUCAACAGUACCUGUCAGAGAAUGCCAGCUUCUCAGACCCCAGCACCCAGGACAGCGUCAGCUACGGGCAGCUGCUGGCCCGCUGUGUCACUGACCCGGAGACAGGCCUUGUUUUCCUGCCCCUCACAGGGGGCAGCAGUGCAAACGAGCCCCAGGGGUUGCAAUUUAUCGAGCACGGCACUCGGCAAGCCUUGAGCGCAGCCAUGACCACCCUCUCGGUGGGGACGUUCGAGGGCCGGCCUACAUCCCUCUGGGAACUGCUCUUCUCCGAGGCGGUCCCAGCGGAGCAGAGGGCUAUGCUGGCCCAGCAACACAAGCAGGGGGUCCUGUCAACGAAGGCGCUGGCAGCCCAGCUGAAGGCUGCUGUUGAGCAGGCUGCCGCCACAGCCAAAGUCACCUUCAAGGGACUGAGGGAGGCUGUGACACCCGCAGAGCUGUUAGAGUCGGAGAUCAUCGGCCGCGACGUGUACGAGCAGCUGGAACGCGGACAGGCCUCAGCGCAGGACGUGGGCCGCCUAGACUCCGUGCAGCGCUACCUGCUGGGCACCGGGAGCAUUGCAGGCCUGCUGAGGCCCGACUCCCAAGAACGGCUCAGCAUCUAUGAGGCCCGUAGCAAAGGGCUGCUGCGGCCCGGCACCGCCCUGGUGCUGCUGGAGGCCCAGGCCGCCACCGGCUUCAUCAUCGACCCGAAGGAGAACAAGAGGUACUCAGUGGAGGAGGCACUGAGGGCCGGUGUCAUUGGGCCCGACGUAUAUGCCAAGCUGCUGUCGGCCGAGCGCGCCGUCACCGGCUACACCAACCCCUACACGGGCGAGCAGAUCUCCCUGUUCCAGGCCAUGCAGAGGGAGCUCAUCGUGCGCGAUCACGGUGUGCGUCUGCUGGAGGCUCAGAUCGCCACGGGCGGCGUCAUCGACCCCGUGCACAGCCACCGCGUGCCCGUGGAGGUGGCCUACCAGCGCGGCUACUUCGACCGGGCACUAAACCUGAUCCUGUCAGACCCUAGCGAUGACACCAAGGGCUUCUUCGACCCCAACACGCACGAGAACCUCACCUACCUGCAGCUGCUGGAGCGCUGCGUGCACGACCCCGACACCGGCUUGCGUCUCCUGCCGCUCAGCAACGCUCAGCCCCAGCUGGUGGAUGGGGCCACACGGCAGGCCUUCCAGAGCCAGCUGCUGUCGGUGCAAUACGGCCGCUUCCGGGGCCAAGGGGUGUCCCUCUGGGAGCUUGUCAACUCAGAGUACAUCCGUGAGCAGCGGCGGCGGCAACUGCUCCAGCAAUUCCGACUGCGCAAAGUAACACUGGAGCAGGUGAAGUCCUUGAUACAGACAGAAUCAAGGCGGUGGGCAGACCUCACACUGCCCACGCUGCGUGGCUGUGUCCCUGCCCACGAGCUCCUGGAAGCCGGUGUCAUCGAUGAGACACUUCUGGACCAAGUACUGUUGGGGGCCCUGAGCCCCGAGGCGUUGUUCCAAGUCGAGGCUGUACACACGUGCCUUCAGGGCUCGGGCUCCCUGGGUGGCGUUCUGCUACAACCCUCCAACCAGCGCCUCAGUCUCUACCAGGCCAUGCAACAGAAGCUACUUGGCCCCGCUGUGGGGCUGGCCCUCCUGGAGGCCCAGGCGGCCACUGGGGCCCUGUUGGACCCCCACAGCCAAGAGGCCUUGACAGUGGAUGAGGCUGUGCGCCGGGGACUAGUAGGUCCCGAGCUGUAUGACCAGCUGCGACGGGCCGAGGAUGCUGUCACCGGCUUCAGAGACCCCUUCUCUGGGAAGAGAGUGUCCGUCUUCCAGGCCAUGAAGAAGGGCCUGGUCCCCACAGAACAGGCCACCCGCCUCCUGGAGGCUCAGAUGGCCACAGGAGGGGUUGUGGACCCUGCUGGCUGCCACCACCUCCCCAUGUCUGUGGCUGCUGAGCGUGGCUGCAUUGAUGGGGAGAUGGAGAAGACACUGAGCGGUGACCCCCAGACCUUCCCAAGUCCCGACGGCCGAGGUCACACCAGCUACACCCGGCUCCUUGAGCAGUGUCCCCGAGAUGAGGUCUCUGGCUUGUUGCUUCUACCACUGCCCGACAGUGCGCCCACAUUGCCCACUGACAAGCAGGUCCAGGAAGCCCUGCAGGCCGCAAGGGGAACUGAGGACAGUCCAUCCCUCUGGGACAUGCUUAGCUCCUGCCACUUCACUGAGGAGCAGCGUCAAGGCUUCCUGGAGGACUUCCGGGUGGGCCGGCGCUCCGAGCAGCAGCUGCGCACAGACCUACAGAACUGGGUACGAGGGGCGGAGCUGCGGGCACGUGCUCAGGUCUCGUUGCCUGGGCCUCGGGGCCAGGUUCCUGCCGUGUGGCUGCUGGACGCUGGCAUCAUCUCCCAGAAUACCCUGGAGGCGCUGGUCCAAGGCCAGCAGUCCCCUGAUGAGGUGGCUGCACAAGCUGAGGUGAGGGCCUACCUAUGGGGCACGGGCUGCGUGGCUGGUAUACUGCUGCAGCCCUCCAAGGCCAAGGCCAGUAUUGGCCGGGCCAUGCAGGAUGGCCUCCUGCCUGUGGGCCUAGGACAGAGGCUGCUGGAGGCCCAGGUGGCCUGUGGUACCCUGGUCAACCCUGUGAGCAACCAGCGGCUGUCAGUGGAGGAUGCGGUGAAGGCCGGCCUGGUGGGCGGCGACCUGAGUGAACAGCUCCGGAUGACAGAGAGGGCUGUGACCGGGUUCCCGGAGCCCUGCUCGGGCCGCACCCUUUCCUUGUGGCAGGCCAUGGAACAGGGGCUCCUGUCCCGGGCCGAGGGGCUCCCCCUGUUGCAAGCACAGCUGGCCACUGGAGGCGCUAUGGACCCUGUUUAUCAAGUGCACCUGCCUCUUCCUGCCGCCUGCAAGCUUGGGCUCCUGGACAAGGCCACGGGCCAGGCGCUGAGCUCAACCAACAAGGAUGUGAGGUUUUUCUUCGACCCCAGUGCCCGGGACAAGGUAACAUACCAGGAGCUCAGAGCACGGUGUGUCCAGGAUACUACCACCGGUCUGUGGCUACUGCCGCUCUCCCAGGACACGACUCUUGAUGUGGAUGAGCACACUGCAGUGGCACUGCGUGCUAUGAAGGUGCCUGUGGACACAGGCAGGUUCAAGGGGCAAGCCGUGUCUCUGUGGGACCUGCUGCGCUCCGAGUACGUUGGUGCCGAGCGACGGAGGGAGCUGGCGGCACUCUGCCGGUCUGGUCGGGCUGUGGCACUGCGUGAGGUGGUCGACGCUGUCACAGCACUUGUGAAGGCAGCAGAGACACAGCCCUCACAGCCUGCCUUCCAGGGGCUCCGGAAGCAGGUCUCAGCGAGUGACCUGUUUCGGUCCCAGCUGAUCGACAAAAAGACACUGGAUGAGCUGAGUCAAGGGAAGAGGACGGUAGAGGAGGUAACGCAGAUGGCCAGCGUUCAGCGUUUCCUGGAGGGAGGCAACUUCAUUGCUGGUGUACGCAUCCAGGCCACAGGGGAGAUCAUGAGCAUCUCCGAGGCCCUUCGACGGCGCAUCCUGCGACCCGGCACCGCUCUAGUGCUGCUGGAAGCCCAGGCUGCUAUGGGCUUCGUCAUUGAUCCUGUGGAGAACCGAAAGCUGACUGUGGAGCAGGCAUUCUUAGCAGGGAUGUUCAGCAAAGAAACCUAUGAGAAGCUGCUGUCGGCCGAGCGUGCCGUCACCGGCUACACUGACCCCUACACGGGUGAGCAGAUCUCCCUGUUCCAGGCCAUGCAGAAGGAGCUCAUCGUGCGCGAGCACGGCGUGCGUCUGCUGGAGGCCCAGAUCGCCACAGGUGGUGUCAUCGACCCUGUGCACAGUCACCGCGUGCCCGUGGAGGUGGCCUACCAGCGCGGCUACUUCGAUGAGGACAUGAACCGCAUUCUGGAGGACCCGGGCGACGACACCAAGGGCUUCUUCGACCCCAACACGCAUGAGAAUCUCACCUACCUGCAGCUGCUGGAGCGCUGCGUGCGCGACCCCGACACCGGGCUCUACAUGCUACAGAUCGUCGAGAAAGGAGAAACUUACAUGUACAUCGAUGAGGUCACCAGACAGCUUCUGAGAUCACAGACCACCAAGAUGCAUGUGGGGCGGUUUGCAGGACAGAUGAUGUCCCUUUGGGACAUAUUGUCAUCUGAGUACUUCACAGAGAAAAGGCGGCGAGAACUCGUCCAAGAAUACAAAAGUAAAAAGCUGUCCCUGGACAGAUUGGUGACGGUCAUCACCACAACAGUCGAAGAAACUGAAAAGCACAACCAAGGCAUCCAGGUGGCAGGGCCUCAAGGACCAGUAUCAGCUGCAGAACUGUUCAACUCAGGCAUCAUCGAUAAGAAAACACUAGACUCUCUGCAGAGGGACAAAGGUGACAAGCAGAGCCUCCAGGAGUUGGCACGUGUGACGAGCUUCCUAGAGGGCCAAGGUUGCAUCGCGGGAGUGACCAUGCCAUCCACCAAGGAGAUCAUGGGUAUCUAUGAGGCCAGCAAGAAGGAGCUUGUCCCCACAGGGAUCGCAGCACAACUGCUGGAGGCCCAGGCUGCCACGGGCUUCAUGUUGGACUUGCGUGGACACCAAAAGCUCCCUGUAGAAGAGGCAGUGGUGUCUGGCCUGGUGGGUGCUGAAUUACAGGAAAAACUUAUGAAAGCAGAGCAGGCGGCCAAAGGCUACAGAGACCCAGCCACAGGUGCCCGACUCUCGCUGUACCAGGCCAUGGAGCAGAAACUGAUUCCUCGGGAGGAUGCACUGAGGCUGCUGGAGGUACACGUAGCCACGGGUGGCAUCAUUGACCCUUCUCAUGGCCACCGUGUACCCUUGGACACAGCCUACAGACGUGGCCUCCUGCACCCAGAUAUUUAUGCACUUGUGUCAAACAAGAAACUCAUGAAGAAACGCUUUCAGGAUCCCAAGACAUUGGAGAGUGUCACCUACACGGAGCUGCAGGCUCGCUGUUCCACAGAGAAGGAGACAGGCUGGCCAUUGCUGCAAUUGUCCCAGCACAUGGAGGACUAUGGGUACAUAGAUGAGGACACCAGGAAAGCACUUGAGGCUGAGUGGGUGGACAUCACAGUGGGACAGUAUAAAGGUCAGAGAUUAUCAGUAUGGUACUUGUUAAACUCAGAAUACCUGACAGAAGAAAAGAAGCAAGAGUUGGUAGCAAAGUACAAAAAGGACACUACGCAUGCACUGGAAAAAGUGGUGAAGGCAAUCUUAGACCUAAUCAAAGAGAAAGAAGAGAAAAGCAAGGAACUGUGGUUCCAGGGUAUUCGAAGGCAAAUCAAAGCCUCUGAGCUGUAUUCCUCAGACAUAAUUACCAAAGAUACACUAGAGGCACUGGAGACAGGUCAGAGGACUGUGAAUGAAAUACAACACGAAGUCACAGUAAAGCGCUACCUGGAGGGCACCAGCUGCAUCGCGGGCGUGCUGGUGCCCAGCAGGGACGCCACCGGCCGCCAAGAGAAGAUGAGUAUCUACCAGGCCAUGUGGAAGGGCGUGCUGCGGCCCGGCACCGCCCUGGUACUACUGGAAGCCCAGGCCGCCACCGGCUUCGUCAUCGACCCCGUGGACAACCGGCGCCUGUCGGUGGAGGAGGCCGUGGCCGCGGGCGUGGUGGGCGGCGAGGUGCGGGAGAAGCUGCUGUCGGCCGAGCGCGCCGUCACCGGCUACACCGACCCCUACACGGGCGAGCAGAUCUCCCUGUUCCAGGCCAUGCAGAGGGAGCUCAUCGUGCGCGAGCACGGCGUGCGUCUGCUGGAGGCCCAGAUCGCCACGGGCGGCGUCAUCGACCCUGUGCACAGCCACCGCGUGCCCGUGGAGGUGGCCUACCAGCGCGGCUACUUCGACGAGGACAUGAACCGCGUGCUGGAGGACCCGGGUGACGACACCAAGGGCUUCUUCGACCCCAACACACACGAGAACCUCACCUACCUGCAGCUGUUGGAGCGCUGCGUGCCAGACCCGGACACCGGGCUCUUAUUUUUAUCUCUCUCGAAUGAAGAUUAA
Messenger RNA from Chrysochloris asiatica (Cape golden mole), 7293 nucleotides. RefSeq names its product epiplakin 1 (gene EPPK1). The transcript has a single exon. Gene Ontology annotation, cellular component: cytoskeleton; keratin filament; cytoplasm. The record is from RefSeq and is a predicted model, not a curated record. The coding region runs from base 1 to 7293 and encodes 2430 amino acids. Lineage: Eukaryota; Metazoa; Chordata; Mammalia; Afrosoricida; Chrysochloridae. Gene Ontology annotation, molecular function: keratin filament binding; structural molecule activity. Gene Ontology annotation, biological process: wound healing; intermediate filament bundle assembly.